This is a messenger RNA of Salvia splendens (bonfire salvia), 1014 nucleotides long. RefSeq names its product E3 ubiquitin-protein ligase ATL41. The record is from RefSeq and is a predicted model, not a curated record. The transcript has a single exon. Bases 87 to 746 code for a protein of 219 amino acids. NCBI's taxonomy places the organism in Eukaryota, Viridiplantae, Streptophyta, Magnoliopsida, Lamiales, Lamiaceae.
UCCUUUACUUAACACAAACCUUCCCUCAUUUCUCACUCUAAAUUAAGUGAUCAAACAAACUCCAAUUCCAAUUUCCAAACUCAGUCAUGUCAAUGGACGACGACGAUGACUUGUUCAAUCGCCCAAACAACAGCGAUCUCAACAGCAAGAUCAUGCUCACCGCCAUCGUCUCUCUCUCCGUCGUUGUCCUCCUCGUCACAGUCCUCCACAUCUACGCCCGCUGCGUCCUCCGCCGCCAAGCCCGCCGCCAGGCCUCCCUCCGCCGCCUCGGCUUCAUCGCCUCCUUCCCCGGCACCUUCCGACCCCCCGACCCCCAAAUCACCGGCGUCGACCCCUCCGUCAUCGCCUCCCUCCCCAAAUUCCUCUUCAAAUCCGCCUCCUCCGCCGCCGUCGAGUGCCCCGUCUGCAUCAGCGCGCUCGAGGACGGCGAGAUCGCUCGGAUUUUGCCGAAUUGCAAGCACACCUUUCAUGCAGAUUGCAUCGAUCGGUGGCUCGGAUCCAAUUCCACGUGUCCGGUGUGCCGGACGGAGGCGGAGCCGCGCCUUGUGGCGGAGCCGAGGGAGGGAUUGGCCGCGGCGCCGAGUGCUCCGCCUGUGGAGGGGACGUCGGACGCGAAGAUCGGCGGCGGAUCGAGCUCGAGAUUGAGCUCGUUCCGGCGGAUUCUGAGUAGAGAGAGAUCUUCUAGAAGAAUCCAGAGUCAGUCGUGCGGGCAGGAAGACGGGCUGCCCGAUCUCGAGAGACAGUGAAUGGACAUACAACUGUUCUGGCCUAACUGCCAUAUGCUUCUCCGGUUUGUACCUAUCAAUUCCGGUUUUUGUUGAAUACUAUGCAUAUACAGAAUUAAUUAAACAUAUAUUGGUUGAAACCAAGAUGGAUAGAUUUUUGCAGUUUGUAGGCGCAUGGAGAUUUUCUAUUUCAUAUAUUGGGCUUAUGUAAUUAUAAUAAUUUAUAAUGCUGUGUAUAAUAAUAUUCAUUACAUUGCCAGGGUGAAAAAUAAUACUGGCUUGAUGUUUA